Saxophila tyrrhenica is the source of this 1146-nucleotide messenger RNA. RefSeq lists its product as uncharacterized. NCBI's taxonomy places the organism in Eukaryota, Fungi, Ascomycota, Dothideomycetes, Mycosphaerellales, Extremaceae. The record is from RefSeq and is a predicted model, not a curated record. Bases 1 to 1146 code for a protein of 381 amino acids. The transcript has 5 exons.
AUGAGCGACAGUCAGACGAAGCAGGCACCAGAUCUGGGCAUACCUGCCAGCAAGAGCUGCUGCAAGGUUGAGAUAAUCGAUACGACGACUAUCUUGACUGUCCCCGACAACUUCUUGGUCGAGCCGCAUAUUGAAGGAAAGGACUAUCUUAACCUUCCAGACUAUGCUUUCCUCCUGACCUCGGAGAAAGGGGAGAAGGUUGUUUUCGAUCUCGGCACAAGACAUGACUGGUGGAACAGCGUUCCCUCAAUCGCAGAAAUGUGCGAGAAGCAUGUUCCAGGGCUGCGAGUCGAUAAGGACGUCACUCAGGUCCUAGAGGACGGGGGAGUCAAGCUUGCCGAUUUGAAGUCUCUCAUACUAAGCCACUGGCAUUUUGACCAUAAUGGCAAUUUAUCUAGCCUACCGACCAGCGUCGACUUGAUCACUGGACCAGGAUUCAAGGACGCUUUCCUUCCAGGCUACCCAGCGAAGCAGGAAUCAGUAUUCUGGGAAGAGGACUUCAGGGAACGCAAUGUCAUCGAAGCGCCAUUCGACAUGAAGAUUGGCAAAUUCGACGCUUGGGACUACUUUUCAGACGGCUCGCUCUACGUUUUGAACGUACCAGGCCAUGCUACUGCUCACGUCUCUGCCCUCGUUCGGACCACGCCGGACACGUUUGUAUUUCUCGGUGGCGAUGUCUGCCAUUUCACCGGCGAUAUACGCCCAUCUGAAUACAUCAACAUGCCGGAGAAUAUCCCAAAGGAAGGCGAAGCACUACUAGACAAGCGCUUCUCUCGCCCCUGCCCCUGCUCGAUCUUCAUGGCUUCUCAUCCCUCACAUUCUGACAGCGAGCCAUUCUACCGAUGCGCGAGUGGAUCAUCCUCUUUCUACGUCGACCCUCCAACAGCUCAGAACUCAAUCCGUACUUUGAUUGGUUUUGACGCCAAUCCGAACGUCUGCACUUUGAUCGCUCACGAUCCGGCUCCACUGAAGGUCAUGCCAUUUUUCCCAAAUGGCACGAUCAAUGACUGGAAGGAGAAGGACUUCAAGCGUCAGAUGCAUUGGGACUUCUUAAACGAGAUACCGGCGAAAGGUGUACCCGGGAAGGAUCCGCUUGUUGAUGGACUGUACAGAAAGGGCAAGAAGGUCCGUGGUUUGGAGGUCUGA